Octopus sinensis (East Asian common octopus) is the source of this 3895-nucleotide messenger RNA. RefSeq names its product annexin A7. Lineage: Eukaryota; Metazoa; Mollusca; Cephalopoda; Octopoda; Octopodidae. Gene Ontology annotation, cellular component: cytoplasm. Gene Ontology annotation, molecular function: calcium-dependent phospholipid binding; calcium ion binding. The record is from RefSeq and is a predicted model, not a curated record. The coding region runs from base 171 to 2129 and encodes 652 amino acids. The transcript is spliced from 18 exons.
GAAAAGUGAGAAAGAGAAAGAGAAAGAAAAGAGGUGGGAGUGAAAUCGAGAGCGAAAAUCUAAUCACGUGACUCUCUUCUUUGGCACCGCGCUAUUACUGUGGAGGAACUUAUUUUGUUCAAGCAGCUCAGAUUCACCAAACGUCGCAAUUCUAGGUGAAACCCAUUGCUAUGUACCCACACAAAAUCAAGAAACAUCACAAGAAAAGCAGCAGCAGCAGCAGCAGCAGUAGCAGCAGCUCUGAUGAUGAAUUCAAGCACCUGCCAAAGCAUGAGCGUAAAAUGCGGAAGAAAAUGAAAAAAAAAAUGGCUAAAAAUCAAGGAUAUGGCAUAUACCCAGGAAUGAACUACCCUCCGGGUACUGGGUAUCCCCCAAAUCCAGCUUAUCCCCCAGGUAGUGUACCCCCCUCUGGACCAGGCUACCCUGGAUCCGUGAUGCCAGGAUACCCUCAACAAGGGUUCCCACCAGCUCCAGCUGGCAGUUACCCUGGUGGGCAACCACCUUAUGGAAGUAGCCAAGGUUAUAUUUCACAGCAACAAGCUGGGUAUCCACCUCAACAAGCUGGGUAUCCACCUCAGCAACCUGGGUAUCCUCCUCAACAAGCUGGAUAUCCUCCUCAACAACCUGGGUAUCCAUCUCAACAACCUGGAUACCCACCCUCUGUGUACCCUGCUCAGCCUGGGCAUCAAUACUACAACCCUGGUUCUUCUGGAAAUAAGGAUAACCCUUUACCACCUGGUUUUAAUGUUCCAACUGGUGGUCAGCCUAGCUUCCCUCCACAACCAUACGGCCAAUCAGGCUAUCCACCUCAGGCCUCCCAACCAGGUUACCCUCCACAACCUUCUCAACCUGGUUACCCUCCACAGCCUUCUCAACCAGGCUACCCAGCACAGCCAGGCUACCCAGCACAGCCUUCACAACCAGGCUACCCAGCACAGCCUUCACAACCAGGCUACCCAGCACAGCCUUCACAACCAGGCUAUCCAGCACAGCCUUCACAACCAGGUUACCCAUCGCAGCCUUCACAACCAGGUUACCCAUCGCAGCCAGGCUACCCAGGAGGCCCAGCUCCUGGUGGAAACAAACCAAAACCUUUGACCGAUGAUAUGAGGAAAAUGGCCAUGUAUGGAGGUCACCAAGUAUUCCGCCCUACAGUAGUACCGGUCAACCCUUUUUCUGCAGAGGAAGAUGCUAAAGUGUUGCGAAAUGCUAUGAAAGGAUUUGGAACCGAUGAGUCUGCAAUAAUUUUCAUCAUAAGUAAAAGAACCAAUAGCCAAAGACAGCAAAUUGCUCAGAUGUUCAAGACAAUGUAUGGCAAGGAUUUGAUAAAGGACCUGAAAUCUGAAUUAAGUGGGAACUUUGAAAAUGUUGUCUUAGCCAUGUUCAAAACUCCGGCUUAUUUUGAUGCCUGGUCUUUACAAGAAGCCAUUUCGGGUAUUGGAACAAAAGAAUCUGUUCUAACGGAAAUCCUUUGCACAAGAACCAAUGCUGAGAUUCGAGAAAUCCAGGACAUUUAUAAACGCUCAUUUAAUCGGAAUCUGGAAAAGGAUAUUAUGUCCGACACAAGUGGAUAUUUUAAGCGUUUGCUUGUUUCAUGCUGUCAGGCCAAUCGUAAUGAAUUAACUCCUGAGGAAGUGCAACGUGUUGCCACUCAAGGAUCAUCCAGUGUAGUCAAUAGACAACUAGCCCAAGAAGAUGCUCGGAGACUUUAUGAUGCUGGGGAAAAUAAAUUAGGAACUGAUGAAUCUACCAUGAUCUCUAUACUUGCUAUUCGCAAUUACUAUCAGAUGCAAGCUACAUUUGAAGAAUAUGCUAAAGUAUCUGGCAAAGACAUCAUGGAUGCAAUAAGAUCUGAGACUUCUGGAGACUUAGAAUCUGGUCUGAAAGCCAUUGUAAUGUGUGCUCGGGACAGACCGGCAUAUUUUGCAUCACAACUACAUAAGGCAAUCAGUUGCUUAGGAACUAAAGAUAAUGCUCUGAUCAGAAUUGUCGUCUCUCGUUCUGAGAUUGAUUUGCAGAACAUUAAAGAUGCUUACCAGAGAAACUAUGGAAAACCCUUAUACAAUGCCAUCGCUUCAGAUACAAGUGGAGACUAUAAGAAGCUGUUGCUGGCGUUGGUUGGUCAGUAAAAACUUGUGGAAGACAAAUGGAAAUCGAUUUUCAUUGAUGCAUGUAAUCUGCACAACGGCUCCCUUGUUUGUUCUUAUUUGUUUCAGAAUUGUUAGAAGAAAUUUUAUCUUGUUCAACUACUUAUGAAAUAUUGUUGUGAUUUAUUUUUUGAAAAUUCUAUUUUAAAAUUCAAUUAAAAAUUAAAAUAUGCAUAUAGCAUGUAGAUACAGAUGCACUCAGAUACAGAUACACACACACACAGAGCUACACAUACAUGCACACAGAUACAUAUGGAUGUGCUCAGAUAUACACAUAUAUGCACAUACAAAUUAAUUAUUGACUGAGAGCCCAAAACUUUCCAAUGAGUGUUUCAUAUAAUUUGAAUCCGUAAAAGAACAACUAUAGACACAGACACAUAGACAUACAUUCAUACAUACAUUCAUACAUACAUUCAUACAUACAUUCAUACAUACAUACAUACAUACAUACAUACAUACAUACACAUGUACACCGUUACCAGUUUAAAUUUUUUGUGUUCUCUUAUGUUAAAUAUGUUCUCAUUAACUUAAAUAAUUUAACAUGUGUACAACAUGCAAAAAUUAUUUUUUUUUCUCUGAUUAUUUCUACUUUUCUACAAAUGUACAUUUGCUUAGUUAUUCUCUUUCCAUUGCACAGUCACUACGGGGAAAACUGUGUUUGCUGAGGCAUUAUAACACUGAAAUGCAUUUUGGAGUAGUUUCCAUACUUGCUUUAAGAACAUUACCAUGAAUAAAAGCAUUAACAUUUUUAUCAAAAUAUUCUACCAGUUUCAGUCAUAUAAAGAGAUGUUUUAGUCAUGCUAAACUGUGUAGUUUUCUCCGCAUCUUCAGUAUGUAAUUAUAUAGAUUAAGUUUUCAGAUGCACUGGAGAAAUUAUUAUUCAUGGGAAUAACUGAGGAGAUGUGUCAUUAAGACAACUCUUGAUUCAGCGUAGAUCAUAAAUCAAAAUAAGGGUUUACAGACACAUAGGACUCAGUGAACAUAUAGACAAAUAAAAAACAACCAAAUUUUGUUAUUUUUUUGUAUCAAUUGAGCAAUCAUGCAACACAACAGCAACAACACAUCAACAAAGAAACAACCUUCAUAACCAAAUACUAACCACUUCUAAAUAGCUGUGGGAGAAGAAGGGAGACAACUACCACCACCCUUAACUUUUGCUGAAGCUGCUCCGAUGCUACUAGUUAGAUUGACCACAACCUCAACUACUACAGCCAAUAGCAUAGCUGUUGCUAUUACUGUAACGAUUUCUUAAUGAAAACAGACAAUUGCAACUGUUACGCUACAAGGACACUAUGGCCAUAAGAAGGGAUUAGACUAUCAGCACAAUGUAAGAAAAAUCAUAUGGUUUGCAGAACUAAUAUCAUGAAUGAUUAAUUCAAAUAAAUUUAUUCCAAUUUAAUUUUCACUUUCCUCACAGAAUGACUAAAUCAUUUUUUAAAGUGAUUGAAACCAGUAGCAUAUUUUGAUAAGAAUGUAAAAACUUUCUUCUAUCCAUUAUAAAGUUCUGAAAACAUUUUCAUCUUCUUGUUUUAAUAAAAUAAAUUUCUUCAUGUGAAACUGUUUAACCUUUUCAAUAUAUAUACAUAUAUCUGUGCAUACGCACAGUUAUAUGUAUAAAGGUAUGUGUUUUUGAAUGUAUACAGAUGAUUAUGGCUUCAUACUGGUAGGAAUUGCAAUAAUACAAAAAUGUACUCAAUACUAACUAACCAUUAGACUAGAAUAACUAUUCAAAGCUAAAACUGCAUGAA